AUGGCUGAGAGGCAGACAUCUGAAAGAGCUACCCCGUUAGAAGUGCAAGAGGCCCAGCAGACAAUCGGACGCUAUGAUCUGUCCCUGCCUUCAGUUACCUGCAAGUCCUGCUUGACAAAAUGGACUCCUGGACUCAAGGACCUACAGGCCAGUGGUUACUGGCCUGGUAAUACAGGGAGUAUAUCUGGUGACAGUCUACAGCGUAGCUUCUUGGAGUGGACAUACUGUCGCCAUGAGAAAGACAAACUCCUAAACAACGAACAUUUCUCCUGCCCAGCCUGCGCUGAAGAUGUGGUGGCAAUCUCUGUUGAUGGAAACAGGAAGAUGUAUCGAUUCAGUCGGACUAAAGGACUGGGUGAAAAUCCAUACUUUGACGGUGCAUUUUUUGCAAAGGACAAAGAAGUGGCAGACUUUGUGGAGCUUAUUCGGAAUCGAGUCCAACCUGUGUCUGGAAAAGGGGUGUGUGGGAAAUCACGAUGGACAGCUGCAAGAGAGACUGCCAAAAAGUCUGGAUCAAAAGUGGAUGAAGAGGGCGUGGAGGUGGCUGUCUGUCGUCAUGGCAUGCUAUUCAAAGCCGUAAACAUGUUCAGAGGAGAGAUAUUUGCAUAUCCUCUUUUUCUGCAGAAAGAGCUUGCCAUGGCCUAUAAUAUACAAUUUAUUUGCACUGACAUCAUGUGCAAGUACUAUCCUUACUUACAGAAGGUGUGUAAGUUCUUCCCAGACCUGGUUCCACUCUUGCAAAAUAAGCCAUUCCUGUCUGUGAUGCACGCCAAGGGUCACUCUGGGAAAUGUGAGGUGCAGUGGGGUGGACGUAAUCAGGAAGGAGCAGGUAAGUUGUCCAACAUGUAGCAGAAAUUGACUAUCUAUAAAAAUGAAGCAAACCCUAAC
Myripristis murdjan (pinecone soldierfish) is the source of this 888-nucleotide messenger RNA. RefSeq lists its product as uncharacterized. Bases 1 to 849 code for a protein of 282 amino acids. The transcript is spliced from 7 exons. The record is from RefSeq and is a predicted model, not a curated record. Lineage: Eukaryota; Metazoa; Chordata; Actinopteri; Holocentriformes; Holocentridae.